AUGACUGUGUAUGAAGCACUAAAACGACUACUGCUUAAUCUGUUAAUUUUUCAACCUAAAAAAAAUUAUGAUACUUUCUCUUAUACUAUGCCUGUGAUAAAUAUACAAAAUACCCAAGAAUCAAAAAUAUUGUUUGACUGGAAAGUAAUACCAGUACAAACUGACGUCACAAUUGAACAAUUUUUUUCAGAGUUUGUUGAAAAUAAUAUAUUAAGUGAACAUUUGGCACUAGUUGAAACAAUUGAAGCACAAUGCAGAAAUUCAAAAACUACAGUUAAUCAAGGUGUUGAUCUUGAAUCAUGGAUUAAGAAAGAAAAUGGAGGCUGGAUAGGGCCAGAUGCAGCUGAGACCAUUGGAAAACCGUUUAUACAAGAUCUAACCAAUGUGCUAUACUUCAUGGGCUAUAAUAAUCUACCAAAUUAUAAAUAUGCCUGGCUUAGGUUUAACGUUGAAGAGCUUAAUGAAUAUAGCGAUUGUCUUCUUAAAUAUAUUACCCACCGAUGGAUGACAAGAUUACCAUUUUCAAACUUUCUUAAAGAACUGGUAACAAAGCUUGGUGAAGAUCUCUCAAAAUAUGCAGAAUAUCUUCUCCACAAACGUGCAGAAACAGCACAAAAUCAAGAAUUUAGUCAACCCAUA
Racocetra persica is the source of this 639-nucleotide messenger RNA. Lineage: Eukaryota; Fungi; Glomeromycota; Glomeromycetes; Diversisporales; Gigasporaceae. The record is from the annotation of a GenBank genome assembly.